GUAAAGGGCGUCGAAGCGCCUGGAAACUCUGGGCUCUUUAUUUUAAAUAAAUAAAUAGUCCUAAAUUAACUUAGAAGAGUGUGAAAGCGGAAUAAAACGCGAUGCAGGCGGUAAAACAGGCAUGUUGAGGUUAAAAAAAAAACACCUGUGGAGGGAGAAGGCGUGGCGGACGCCGGGGAGGAACUGAGGCCGGACGGACAGGUGCGCGGACCGUGGACGGGGACUCUGGGGUUGGACACGGGAGGCUCGCUGCGCAAAGUGUCCGUGUUGAGAGGCGCUUGCGCACAGCGAGUGACCGCGAGCGACGAAGCAGCCUCGCGCACCUUCAGGGAGCCACAGAGGAGCGCAGUGGCGGGAAGUAGCAGCGCGUGACGAGGGGCGGAAAGUGAGAGUGGGUGUCGCCGCUCGGCAGCCGGAGAGUCGCGCUGCCGACCUGCUCCUGUUGUGAAGGAGGGACUCGAGGGACUGGGACAGGGACAGGGACAUUGGGAGUAGGACCGAAGCCCCCCCUAGGCGAAUCACUCCCAGAUAACGGGAAAUACUUAAGGCGUCGCACGCGCCCGUGGGUUCCGUGGAGCAGACAGGAGGUGGAUGUGGGACUGUGGAGAUGCUCACUUGGAGGAAACUUGGAGCCGCGCUCGUUCUCGUCCUGCAGUGGAUACUGCCAGGUGAGCCACAAAUGAUAAUACCUCAGAAGAGCAUAGAGGUGAUCAGAGGCAAGUCGGUGGUGUUACAGGCCUCUUACCAACGUACGCCAAGCAUAGAAAACAACGUUGUCAUCUGGAACUUUGGCACCUCUAAGCAGGUCAUAUCCUACACUAAGGAUGGGUCCAGCAAAGGAGAUCCCCAUUUUGCAGAUCGGGUGUGUUUCCUUAACACUAUGCCCUCGACCAAUCUGUCCAUUUCCAUCAACAACACGAUGGAGAACGACUCGGGGAGCUACGUAUGCCAGGUUAUCGUUCCAAAUGCUUCUGGCAUCGUCGGGGAGGUGACACUCACGGUCAAUGUCCCCCCAUCGUUGCCCCAGUGUCAGAUGUCGGGGAAGCCUGUGCUGAAAGGAAAUGUGACACUGAGCUGCAGCUCCAAAGAAGGCAAGCCAGCACCCAAAUACCAAUGGAGCAGGGCCCCCCCCAGGCCCGCCGUCUUCUUUCCCCCUUUGCAGGAUGAGAAGCAGGGCACGCUCAAGCUCAACAACCUAACCAGCGACAUGUCAGGGAAGUACAUCUGCACGGCCAACAACACAGCGGGCUCCGAGAGCUGUUACAUCGAGCUCAACGUCUCCACUGCAACCAACGCGGGGGUGAUUGCCGGGGCCACGGUGGGCGCCGUGUUGGGCCUCAUGGCUAUCGUCCUGUUCCUCAUCUUCAUCCUCAGGAGGAAGAAGGACUCGGAGGAUGACAUGGCCAACGACAUCAAGGAGGAUGCCCAGGCGCCCAAGCGAGUUUCCUGGGCAAAAAGCGGCACGGGAUCCGAUAUCAUCUCCAAGAACGGCACCCUGUCCUCCAUCACCUCGAGCCCCCAUCCGCAGGACCACCUUCACAACCACCACUACCGCCAGCAAGGCGUCUCCGACACGGCUUCCAUCGUCACCGCCACGGGCAGCACGGCGGGUUAUAGGUCCCGCCCUGGAGAGGCCAGCCCUGCCCUGCACACGGCGCGCGGGCACAACACCUACACCACUAUGCCGCGUGGAUCUCCUGGACCCCCCAGCAGCAAUGGAGGCUCCGUGCAUAGACCCGAGCGGGCUCAGCCUCAGGCCCCGCGCCCCCCACCGGCACCCACCAUUCCCACUGGCGUUACUGCCUCUAAUAUAUGCCGCAUGGGCGGGGUGCCCAUCAUGGUGCCUGCCCAGAACCAGGCGGGGUCCUUGGUGUAGCUCCGUCCGCUUCGGACAGUUGCUCGUGUCUUCUGUAAACUGUUAUGCAAAGUGACUUUCGGGGAGAUUCAUGGACGCAAAUGUACUACUGCAGUGGGAAACAGCCGAUGUUGAGGAAGAUUAUUUAAAUGUGAAUAGAAGGCCGUACAGAAAGAGCCUGAGUGCUGUUGCAUGAUGUGAUUUAUUUCAUUGAUGAACACAGAGAAUGCAAAGGUUUUUAUUUGAUUUUUUUAAUAACCUGAAUGUAUAAAAUGUGUAGAUAUCAAUUUAAUAUUCCUGUAUGUUUUCACGUGUAUUUACUUUGUAUUUUGUACGUAUUUUAUUUCUUUUAAGGGUUCUUUAGUUCCAUUGUAAGAAUCUCACCAUUAGUUGGAUGAUGUGGUGAAUGAGAUGUGUGCUUGGCUUAAUUUGACAUAUUUUUGCCGUAAAAGGAAAAGUAGGUUUGCAUGUUGAUGUGCCAUGUUAAGCCUGAGUAUUACACCACCCAGCAGUGUGUGUGACACACAGGGGCCUCCUUAUCCACUGAGGUUCCAGCGGCAGCUUUCAGAAUCUGUCAUCCACUCAUAAGUAUAAUUAGUGAUUAUGAAAAGCUUCAGAUCACUGCUUUUGGGUAACUUGCAUCCAGAGAUUUAGGUAUUGGAACAUGGCUGAUGCUCUGGGGUCUCUCUCUCUCUCUCUCUCUCGCACACACGCGCACACACAUACACAAAACCCGGGUCGCACUCCGGAAGAGUAUUGAGGCAGAACUAUUUUCACCUAAUGAUGUCCAGCAGGUUGGCAGGAUCAUAAAGUGAUAAUGUCUGUAUUUAUUUUUUUGGAAAAUAAUUUAUCACAGCUGUAAUUAAAUCUGAUUUCAUAUUGUAAUCCCAUUGCUUGUCAGAAAGAACCAAAUGCCUUUGCUUUGCCUUUAUGUACCUUGACCAAAAUUAAGCCAAUGUUUCUGAAUAUUUCUUGUUUUGCUUUGUUAUGUUCAAUAUACAGCUAAAAUGAAUAAAACAAUGUUUUUAGAAUACAUGAUUAUGUUCAAUAUAUGCAUACUAGUUGAAAUAACGUGAUGAUGAUCUUUACUAAUAUAGUAGCCACUUUGAAUACUAACAAAGAAGCAUAUGACUAAUGCUGACACCAUGAACAUUGCUGACAUUUCUCAUUUUUAUUAUUAUUUAAUGGAAAUUUGGAAACAAUUUAAUCUUGGCACAACGGCUGUUAAACUGAAUAUAUGAAAAUUUAAUUUUAAAACUAGUGUUAUAUUUUUAAAACAACCAUUUAAAGGAGCAACCCAGCUGGUUUGCAUACCCAUUUUCUGUAGGUUUGUCAUAAAGACUUUUUAGUACUUGUAAAACUCGUUUAUCUAAAAUAUAAAGCAGGGAAGGAAAUCAAUGUUUAAUAUUCUCACUUUUCUAUUUUACUAGAAACAAAAGAUUAGUAUCAAGCAGCGAAAAACAAAUGCAACGUAUUAGGCCGUCUGAUUAUUUUUCAUCAAAAUAUUGACGUAUUUACUGUUUACUGUUAUGACAUAGAUGCAAGAAACUUUUGGAAAAUUAAAACCAUUUUACCAGGACACAUUCCAAUAAAUAUGGACAGAGCGACAUAUAUAACGUUUUCCUGUUCGAUUUUACUGAGGACAGGUUAUGUGUUUAUUAAUAUAUGUGUGGAUGUCAAUAGAAAAAAAAUGAACAAGUUGUAUUGCUAUAUCAUUUGACUUGUAUGAUCUUUGCAGCCAACACAAUGUUAAUGUACAGUAACUGUAGAACUAUGAAACUUAUAUGUAUAUGGUGUCAAGCUUCUCCCUUGUAAGCAUUUUUAAUUAAAACAUAUGGCUGGAAAAAUUGUGGUUUACAUUUUUGCGCUGUACUGACAGUUCCAAAUGUGGCCACCAGAUGGCAGUAUCUCCGGGUCUAUCGCCAGUGUGGGAUUCUCUGCUUCAUGAUUGUUUCAUCCCUAAGGAGCCGUUUAUUAAUUCAUCUUCAUAUUACGUUUGCACAACAUACCACUCUAUUUUCUAACUCAGACAUAAAAAUUUACACAUUUAUUCCUGUGUUCAACUACCUUUCUGGGCAUAACUAAAAGCCUUGAAGAAUGCCAUGUUUUCUCCAUUCUGUUUCAUUUUCAUAUGAUUAAUACGAUUCUAUAUGAUUAAUUAUCUUUGGUGUAGGUUAAUAUUUGGGUUUUGAUUGGCCUUCUAUCGCUGAUGGAAGCAUCUCACAAGGCUUAUGAAUAAAAUGUUUAAUGUUCACUUGUAAAUAGUGUUUUAAGUCUUAUAAAGCCCAUCUUACACUUAAUGACAUGUGCAGCAUGAACAGAUUUUCCACGGCAAUUCAUCAGUGAUGUUUCGUGCCCCCUUCUGGCCGGCAUGGAAUUGCAGGUCUGAUUUUUUUCCAGCGCACUGCUGCCCUCUGUCAGACAUGAUUGGUAUUACACCUAAGUACAAUUGAACGUUUAUUAUUUCAGCGCUACAGACUAGUGAUUAUUAUAUAAAUGUGUUUAUCUGCCUUCUUUGUCUAAAGCAACUUACAAUGUUGUUCGUGCACUGAGCACUUAUACAGCACAGCUGUUUUUACCGCAGCAAAAUCAGGGUAAGUACUGAUAGCAGGAGACUGAAACCCAGAACAUUCUGAUUGCACAAGGACAAUUGAACUAGAAGGGCACCUGCAACCCCCUGCGAUGAAACAUAAUCACACAAAAUCAGACAUUCAUCAAUCUGCCUUGGUGCUCAAGCUACAGCACAGUUUGCUAUCCGUUAAAUUGAUCAUUUUUAUAAAAUUCCUGAAGAUUUCCGGGGGUGCGAUAAGGAUGUUUGGGAUACAAGUACAUUCAUUACUGUCUGUUACACACUGGCACUGCAGUCAGCGAUCAUGUCAUCUGUGCAUAACAGAUCACCUCCCAAAUCUGCCAUAUAUUUAUCUAAAAUCUUUGUAUUUUGUAUCUUUGUGUAUUUGUAUCGGGGGUGUGGUGGCGCAGUGGGUUAGACCGGGUCCUG
Scleropages formosus (Asian bonytongue) is the source of this 4853-nucleotide messenger RNA. It is a transcript of the gene esama, whose product is annotated as endothelial cell adhesion molecule a. Bases 608 to 1876 code for a protein of 422 amino acids. The transcript has 7 exons. Lineage: Eukaryota; Metazoa; Chordata; Actinopteri; Osteoglossiformes; Osteoglossidae. Gene Ontology annotation, biological process: homophilic cell-cell adhesion. Gene Ontology annotation, molecular function: cell-cell adhesion mediator activity. Gene Ontology annotation, cellular component: adherens junction; plasma membrane. The record is from RefSeq and is a predicted model, not a curated record.